Messenger RNA from Blastocystis hominis, 414 nucleotides. RefSeq lists its product as hypothetical. The record is from RefSeq and is a predicted model, not a curated record. The transcript has 2 exons. NCBI's taxonomy places the organism in Eukaryota, Bigyra, Opalinata, Blastocystidae. Bases 1 to 414 code for a protein of 137 amino acids.
AUGGAGCCUUCAAAACACUUCCCAUCGUCUCUACAACCCGGUUUCCCUCUCCCUCAUCUACUUCGCUCCGAUUCUUUCUCUCUCCGCUCUCUUCUUCCUGCUCUUCCUCGUGUUUCCAAACAAACAAACACACGCAUCCCCAUCGAUCUCACGCAGCACGCUGUCGUAGUACUUCAGCGCCACGGCCUCGUCACAGAGCUUCUCCGCUUUGUCUACUUUCGAUCGGGUUUUUACUUUUGUACUUUGACACAAACUGCAACGAAACUCAUUCUCAUGUUUUUUGAAACACGCCACUGCUUCCUUCCGCACAGAGUCCUUCGCCUUUUCCUCCUUCGAACUCUUCGCUUCGCUCACGCGCUCUCUGCGGCUCAAUCCAUCUCAUUACACCGACCUCAGCUCCAUCACCUCCAUUAG